Molecule: messenger RNA, 3879 nt
Organism: Penicillium cataractarum
Lineage: Eukaryota; Fungi; Ascomycota; Eurotiomycetes; Eurotiales; Aspergillaceae
Exons: 2
Coding region: 1-3879 (1292 amino acids)
Source: RefSeq, a predicted model, not a curated record
AUGGCCGAGCUUAUCAUCAAAAAAGAACGAAGAAAAAGCCUAAGCGUCUUUAGUCCAUCCUCCUCCACAUCGGCUCCACCUCUUCGGCCUACUCUUCAUGAUCGCACUCCGUCAGAUGAUACCCUCACACGAGAGAAGAAAGCACGUCGCAAUUCGGGUUUCUUUGGCCGGUCCCAAAGUCCCAACCGAUGGGCCAGUGGCGGCAAUGUCCUCCGUCGGCCAGGUGCCGCCGGUUCGGACACCGCCGCCUGGUCCGCUGCGGCGGCACCCCUCGAGACUGCACGGCCACGGAAAUCUUUACAGAAGAAACGAGCAUCGGUAUUUGGCUCGUUAAAGUCUAUGCACGCCGGUGAUGAGGACGAUAUCCUCAGCGCCGCCGUGGCUUCCAUGGGAGAUGAACCACACAACGCAACCAGUCCCGGAAAUGGGACCUGGUCAUCUGCGAUUCUCCACCACGGUGAAAUCCAGACAAUGGGUGGUAUGUGGAAGCGGAAAAGCCAGUACCUCGUUCUCACAGACACGCAUCUGGUUCGCUUCAAGAAUCAGGCCAAGGCUGCCGAUACAUUUCCUUCGAUUCUGCAUUCUUACAAUGGCCGAGCCCCGGCAUCGCACCGCCAAUCCAUCGCCUCGCUCAAUUCGCUGCAGGACAUGCAGCUGAUGGUUGCAACCGAAGCAUCGGCGGGUAUUCCGCUAAACAGUAUCAUCGCAGUGUACAUGCUGGAAGAUGGUCGACUAUCGCCUACCGUGGAAGUGGCUUAUCUCGACGAACGCACGCACAAGGCGGCAUUGAUACAAAUGCAGACCGCCGAUCUUCAAGAAUUGAAUCUCUGGAUGGUUGGAAUUCGCCAGGCUGCGCAAAUGGCACGGUCAAACGAUCCCCUCGCGUUCAAUCGGGGUUCCGUCGAGUACGUGAUUAGGAUGUUGGAGCACGAACGAGAUUACGAUCCGGUUGCAUUCCGGAUGUUCCGCGUCAUACAGAUUGCGUCUAGCAAGUCCCCCACUCGUUCGUCCUCGGAUGAUUUGACGAAACUGUCGCCUACGGGUUGCUACCUGGCUAUUGGAUUACACAAGGUUCAUCUGAUACCUAUGCAAAAGACAGCCAAUCGGUCAUCAUUCGUGUCUUUGUCCGACCUAGAGACGGGUGCCUCGUUUGGUCUGAUGAAUUUGACAGGGUUGUCUAUGGAGUACGGUGAUGAUAGUCUGCAUUUAACUUUCAGAAUCCCACUUCGAAAAUCUUUCAACGUGUUCCUGGCUUCCGUUCAUUCGGUGGAGGUGGCCUGUUGGGUGCGACAGCAUACCGAGUUCCUACGCCCGUUGUGGACAAGACAACCGUACGACUUUGUUGUUCCGCGCCAAUUGAACAAUGAUGAGAAUUUCCCUCCCGUCACUUUGGAUGAAGACUACGGCUGCUUUGAUCGAACUUUGGUUGCUUAUUCUGCGAGCUACGAUGUGGACACCUCCAAUAUUCGAUACACGAUUGACCUGGAAUGCGAGGACGCUCCGUGCUUCCGUCUUUUGCGACCUGCGUCUGCGACGAAUCCGCGAUACAGUGCUCUGGAAUUGAUUGCAGUUAUGCGCGCUCUCCGAUAUAACGAGUCAUUCCGGUCGAUUUCAUGCCGUGGCAUCAAUCUCGACGCUUUGCAGGGUUUGCGAGAUGUUCACGGUGUGGAUGCCGACGUACACCUCGACAGAUCAGGAUGUCUUGUAAAUAUCCCAGGGCAAGGAAACUUGACCGUCCUCUCGCAAGAGGUGCGUGCAUUAGCAUUGAAGAGCCAAUGGCUGCGCCGGCUCGACUUUGCAUACUGCCUGACUCGCACGCCAACCUUGGAUAGGGGCAGUCGGGAUCCCGGGUGUGGAAUUCCAGAGGCUAUCUUCCCCGUCUGUCGUCGAGAAUUGACUAGCGUGGAUUGGGUUGUGUUGAAUGGUAUCAAACUCGGCGAGUCGGAUCUGGAUUACCUGGUGGAUGCGGCAUCGCAGAAACAGAGUCACCUGCGCGCACUCGAAGUUGGCGACUGUGGUUUGUCCGUACACGAUCUAGAUCUUUUGCUGUCUACCAUUGUCGCACAGGAAAACACGCUCGAGGUUAUCAACAUUUCUGGAGUGCAGGGUCGCUUGAGUCCGGACGUUCUCCAACAGUAUAUCGGAUACUUUGGCCAGAUUCGCAAGAUCAAUCUCUCCCGCAUUUCUCGCACAUCAGGCCCCGAGCCGCUGAUUACGGCAGAAAUGUUGUUCAAUUGGCAACUCGAGGAGCUAGUUCUUAGCCGCACGGCUCUCAAUCGCGAGACUGUGGACUCUAUUGCGACGUACCUCGCCAGUGACCGCUCACGUAACCUGCGGAUGCUUCGUCUUGAUCAGUGUGGGUUGAGUGGUGAAGACGUUGCCAUGUUCAUGCAUUCGAUGUCCUUGGGACCAGACUCACCGCGCAGCUUACACUUGCAUGUCAACGAGAACCGCCUGGAUAACGGCUGUUCGUUCCUUUUCGACGCCAUCGGCAAGAAUAUGGCGCCCUCGCAUCUGUCUAUGCAGAUGAUCGAUUUUAAGAAAGAGGAGCAGUUCCGACUCCUUGUUGAUUCGCUUCGCAAGAACCGGACUCUGCGGUACUUGGAUAUCUCCAAGGCUUCUCUGCCGUACGAUGCGGGCCCGGAAACCUGCCGUUCGCUGCAGAUGAUGUUUGAGGAGAAUGAGACUCUGGAGGCUCUUGAUAUCAGUGGCGAGAGUGCUCAUCUUGACGUUGCUCGGUUCGGAAUCGGACUUAAUCUUGCACUUACUGGAUUGAAGAAGAACAAGUCUCUCAAAUUGUUGCGGAUCGAGCAUCAGAAGCUUGGUCUUCAGGGUGCGAAUACGUUGGCCUCAGUACUGGAGGAGAAUGAAUCGCUUCGGGAAGUGCACUGUGAGAACAACGAUAUUAACCUGCAAUCUUUUACCGUGCUGGUCAAUGGGUUGCAGUGCAACCACACUCUUCUCAGUCUUUCUUGUAUGGAUCGCGACAGGAUUCUCUCACUUGACAAGGUCCGUCGGGAGGUGGAUAAUGUUCGCUGGGAUACGAGCAACGUGCAGACAUCGACAGCGACAUCGAUCCGUCGCUCUCUACAUGCUGCCAUGGGUGUUCGUUCUGGCGGUGCUAGCAACCGACUCAGUAAGCACAUGUCACCGAACACUUCUCCCACUCCGGAAUCCAUCCCAUUUGCCAGUCAAAACGUCGACCUGGUGCUACAGUCAUUGCAGCGCAAGUGGGAUGUAGAGGUUUCUCGUCUGCAACGGUAUCUCCUCCGCAACUACAACAUCGCCAACGGCACCGGAGACGAAACAAUCGACGACACCGCUAGCGAUGGCCGCCCCGCCACAGCCGCAAGCCUGGGUACAAUGCUCGAGAACCUGAAAUUUGAAGUCGCCGUCUCCGCCGAUGAAAUCCACGCCUCACCACCAGACACAACCUCAUUAAUCCAUCUCUCCCGCACAACAACCUGCGAAUCCCAACCCGUCCAAAUCAAAGCAGAACCAAAAACAUCCCGCAAGAAAUCCCUCCAAAGCCUCCGCGCCCAAACGUCCCGCGCCUCACAAAUCCUUCCACCAGAAUACGGCUCAUCAAGUUCAUCCUCCGCACGCCUAGCUCUCCCCGUGCCCGCCGUACCUGCCGCAGUCACAAAGUCGAAUAGUGUCCGGAGCGCGCGCAGCUCUAGUACCGUUUCAACUGGGACUGGCAGUGGACGGAGUACGUAUGGGAUGGCUUCGUCGACGCUGAGGGGCUUUUUGACGGGGAGUGCGUUGAAGGAUAAACGCCGUGUUGACGUGAUGCGUCCUGUGUGUGUUUCUACGAAUGAUAAACCCCCGCAGUUGGACUGGGCUCCUCCGAAGUUGGAUUUGCAGGAGUUGCGAUAG